Messenger RNA from Cercospora beticola, 342 nucleotides. The record is from RefSeq and is a predicted model, not a curated record. Lineage: Eukaryota; Fungi; Ascomycota; Dothideomycetes; Mycosphaerellales; Mycosphaerellaceae.
AUGCAGACCAACAGCUGGUUUCCAUUCGCAAGCAGGUGCAAGCCCACUGUUUCGCGCAGACCUGGUCUUCACGAUUGUCCGGAUUCCAGUACCGUGUCGAAAAUCCAACCCUCUCACCACUACCACGAAUCUACGAUUUUACGCUGUCACGACUGGAGGAAAGCCGAGGGAUCCGGACUGUUGCGACAAUUGCCAACAUAUUUUGGCACUUCGUUCGAAGCGCAUCAUCGAUACCCAACUUUGAUCGGAGUCGCACGCAGGUGCGGAUGCAAAUUUCAUCUUAUGUACGACGAAGACAGUGAGCGAAGGGAGGAUGAUUGCGUAAUAGCGUGCUACGAAUAA